AUUACAAAAUGGCAGCGCUGAAGAGGCGUUUCUCGCAUUAUCUGACGCUUGCGUUCUUUCGAAAAUGACCCUUCGUUUUGUAAACCGCGUCAGUGUCUUCUUGUCUGCGCAGAUGUGUAGCUUAGCUUUGAGCGUCGGGUGUUAGAGAACUGUCGCCUGACGCAAUGGAGCCUUCAUCACGCACAGCCUGUUUCGUAGUGUUCCUUGCAACUUCGCUCUUCGUCAAAGGGACCCUCGCGACGGAGCUUCUAUUCCGCACGCCUCGGCUGACAGAGUCUGUGUCUGCGCCGUCCGUGCACCCUGACGACAUUACGGACGACCGGCCUUGGGAGAACUGCACGAACCUGUUGCAAAACAUUGCCGAAGUGACGGCGCUGUUUGAGCUGUGCGCGCUCAUGAAUGCCAAACCGUUCACGAUGUGUAUGAACUGUGCCGGGAUGUACGGGAACGGCAUCGGGAUCUUCUACCAGCUUACCACUAACACUACAGAUCCCGCCACACGGCUAUGCCAGCACCAGUUUUUCUCUUCCACGAAAGUGUCCAUCGUUGACAAAACCUUUAAACACAUUCAGGACCUUUGGAAAAGUGCGUCAUGCGAUGGUUGUUUUCAGAAUCCCGUGGUAGGCCAAGGCAACCAUACCGUACGAAACGAGACGUUGAUGUUCAAUGAAAAGCUCGAUGCUAUGAACAAAUGCAUUAACCAGUCUGAAGCGCUAUCCCAAAACAUGACUGACUUGUGCGUGACCUGUGAACAGCCAUACAGGGAUCUCAACAACUUUUACAACGGCCUUGUCCAGAAGAGCAAAGAUGGCAACAUCUGUUUUGACAUGGUUGACGCUAUGAACGCAACUCGAUUCCUAUGGAGUUCCCACCUCUGCUCGGUGCACCACUACCAGAACACACCAUCGUUUGUCGUGGCUGGAGUUGUGGGACUCCUGGUGGUCCUCUUUUAUGCUGGUGCUGGCACCCUCAUCACUCCACUGAACACCGAACUAGUCCAACCUAAACGUCUUCUAAGGCGACGAUCACGUUACGGCUCUGCAUCGCCUGGCAACUGCUCCCCACGAGCCGUGCGAUCGUGAUGCACAUUUUUGCAGUCUUCGCAAUCGUUGGGUUGUCCCCGUUAUUUACCCUCGGUGAAAUGUUAUGCUCAGUUAUUGAGCUUGUAUUUAUUGCUUCAAUUUGCUUGAUUUAUAAAUGUGCAUCCGCUUCAAGCAGGAUGAGAAUUUUUAGUUGGAACAUACAUAUACACUAAAAAACACCCAGUGUGUUUACAGCACAUGAAUUUUCUACUAGUUUUUAAUGUGCUUGUUUUAUAGUUGCUUCUACGCACAUGUUGAAUGAUGGAUGUUUGAAAUCUAAUAAAUGUAUUGAAAAUGUUGGA
Molecule: messenger RNA, 1384 nt
Organism: Rhipicephalus microplus (southern cattle tick)
Lineage: Eukaryota; Metazoa; Arthropoda; Arachnida; Ixodida; Ixodidae
Product: osteopetrosis-associated transmembrane protein 1
Cellular component (GO): cytosol
Source: RefSeq, a predicted model, not a curated record